AUGGACAUUAUUGGACAUCGACAUUCCCAAGCCGUAGGAAAGUUGCAGCUCGCUGUCAAGCAAUCGUCGUCGGCCGCUUGCGCUACCCUCGGAACGUGAGUUGGAAGGUUUUGUGUCUCCCGAAACCAAAGCUGACCUAUGCGCUCAUCGGUGCUGUAGAUUGCUGGCUCGAGGCCUCAGGUCUGAACACCAGUCGCACUCGCACCCCCAUCACCCGUCGAGUCCUUGCUCGCCCGUCGCCUCUUCGCCCGCUGACUUGGGAAGCUCCUUCUUCAAGACAUCCCCACCGCAUUCCCACUCUCAUCACCAUCAUCACCACCAAGAACACCAUGCUCACACCACCCACCACGCUUCUCAUGCGAGACCGAAACUGUCCUCACGAGCGCUCUCCCACACGCCGCCUACCACCCACAAUGCCGAUGCUCUCGCCGCUGCCCAACUCUUCCUCUCGGGACUCGAGAUCGAGCUCAACAAGCCUGUCCAACCUGCGUCGGGGAGCAAAGUGAAGAGAACCGCUGGAACUGACAGUGUGUCCGAGGAUGAGUCUGCGGAGGGCAAAUAUUUCAGUUUGGAACGAUCGCUCGAUCUUUCGGUUGGAGUGAGUGCCGUCGCUUGGAGCACUGUCUGGUCGAUGGAGCACUGAUGCAGUCUUCGAACGGGCUCCCAGCUCACCGACAGCUAUCGAUUUGGCGUCGUUUGCCCGCCCAUGGACUACGACGUAUCCGUUCCGGGAUCGGCGAAGGAUCUAUGGUCCCAAGGCGCGGCCAUAGCGCAACGUGCGCUCGCCCACCCCGCCAUCGCGACGCCGUCCGUUUCUUCGCAAAUAAAGGUGGCCGAUACAUCGAAGCCUCCCCAAUUCGCUCGAUCGCGCUCCGUUGCUCGGUCCUACAAUCACCCUUCGACGGUACUGCCGCCUGCGGUGGCCCACCCUCAUCUCUCUCUCAAGGCCAAGCUGCGCUUGACCAUUACCGUGCACCUGCUCUACCUCUUGGCGUUGCAAACUUGGGUCACGGACAAGGCCCGAGCAGAAUCGUAUUGGCAAGAGAUUGUUAACCUCGGCUCGAAUCUGCACGGAGGUGUCGGGAUCAAGGAGGGUGAAGAAGUGGUGGAGCGAGCGAGACGACGGAUAGCUGGGAUCCAUCGCACCGAGGGACCAGACGAGGCUUGGCAUUUGGCCAAGGCCAAGAAGCGCGGAAGAGGUAGAGGUAGUAUCAGCAAGGCCGGCGCGGGGGAGGGCGAGGUUUCCAAGUCUACGGCUACGAAUGCACGUGGAUCGACUCGUCAGACCUCGGGCGAUGCCGUCUUGGACAUGCGCAUGGAAGCCGAAGCGGCUGCGCAAGCGCGGGCGCAGGCUCAGCAGGCGGAAGCGGAGCGAUCGAGCGUAUCGUCGGCCAUCACGAUCAAGGGUGUUCCGACACGAAAGCAAUCGAAUGACUCGAGUAGUCCGGUUCUGUCGAGCUCGUAUGGUGGUCCUUCCCGGACACUGUCGAGGUUUGGCUCGAGCGCCAGCUUCCCCAUGUCGACCUCGGUCAGUGGUGGACGCACACCUCGACCGAGCAAGUUCCAUUUCGCACCCGACCCUCCUACGGACUAUCCCUCGCCUCCUGAUACUCCCGAUUCGUCACCCAAACAGCACGACGAGGACACACUCGGACAGCAAGCUUCCAGCGUGGCGUGCAGUUCGCCGAGGCCGAGUCUUUCAACCACGCUGACGACAACCGAACCCGAGUCCUACUUUUCCGAGGCUCAUUCGCCUUCGUCGGCGACUUCGGCGCAUACGUCCCACUCGGAAUCGAUAGCCGACCAUCGCACCUCUGGGUCGAAAGGGCUCACGAGCGAAGGUGCGAUUCCUCGACGUCGUCGUCGGAUCGUCUCUGCGGGAGCAGCCAGCUUCGCUUCGAACAUCUCGCUACCGGCGUUGAACGCGACCAGUCGCUUGUUGGCUCGCGUCGCUUCCAGCGCGAGUAUCUGCACCCUUCCACCCGACUUUGGUUCGACAACUCGGAAAGGCAAAGGUCGAGCCGUCGAGCUGCCUGCGAUCGAUAGUCAUGGCGUGCAGGCGAGCUUUAGCUUGCCCUAUCGACAGUCAACGGAUGUGGAUGAUGCUCGGGUUACGGGGACUUUGAGACGAUGGAAUUGGUCGAGCUUCAAAGCCCAUUCUAGUCGCUUCCUCGGCUCGCUGCAUCAUGGUCACGAGGUUCAUGGUAACUCGGCUAUGGAUGCGCUCAGGCACGUGUUGCAAAAGGACGACGAUAGCGCACCUCCGUUGACGUACUGGGGACUACUCGAGGAAGAGGCUGAAGAGACCGAGCAUGAGAACGAGGAUGGACAAGAAGAUGGGGAGGAAGGAGAAGGGGCGACGCUUCUCCUCGACAGUGACAUCGAUGACAUCGUCGUUGGAUCAUCGCACAUCUACGAACGCUCGAAUGCGGUCGCUGCACCUGAAGAGGUUAUAGAGCGUGAAGAAGCCGACCCUGAGCCCGAAUCGAAGGUGCACGAAUCCAAGAUUAGCUCGAAGAAGCUCGACAAUGCGUUCCAACGCGCCAAAGCCCCCGGUGCAGCGAAUCGUUCCUUCGUCGACGUCACCUCCGCAUGCGACGACUACCCUACCUCUCGCCCCCGAAUGCAUUCUCGCAAGGUCUCUGCGAAUGGCAAACCCCCUUCGCCCGAAUAUGGAGGGAUCGUACCCCCUUCUGCUCUCGUCGCUCCUAAAUUCGGUCGUCUCGAACAUCGUUCCUUCUCCUCCCCCAAUCUAGGAGGGGGAAACGAUCAAAUGGAUCCACUCCUCCUCGAACUCGAACGACGCUCUCGCGUCGGCGUCCGAACGGUCUGCGCGACGUGUGGCAAUAAAGGAUUGAACUACCCGACUUCGAGAAGUGGGAGCACGUAUUGUUCGCGCGAGUGUAGGGUCAAGGGGAAUGCGGCCGGUGGGGGUUCCGGGUGUUCGACUCCGUCGCGUGAGUCGCGCGAGUCGAUCGUGUCAUCGUGA
This is a messenger RNA of Microbotryum saponariae, 2989 nucleotides long. Lineage: Eukaryota; Fungi; Basidiomycota; Microbotryomycetes; Microbotryales; Microbotryaceae. The record is from the annotation of a GenBank genome assembly.